Cuscuta europaea is the source of this 2128-nucleotide messenger RNA. The record is from the annotation of a GenBank genome assembly. Lineage: Eukaryota; Viridiplantae; Streptophyta; Magnoliopsida; Solanales; Convolvulaceae.
GUUUUAAGCAUUGUCGACCCGUACUUACUAUUGACAUCACACACUUGUAUGGGAAGUACAAGGGUAGUGAUGCGAAUGGCCAGAGUGCUCGGGGGACUGGUGGAUGGGGACGCCAGUACACGACGCAUCGGGAUUUCAAAGGGAUGAAGGUCUCACCGACGUUUUCUUGCUGCUAAUACUCCGGUUAGUUUCGCUUUUUACACGGGUGGUAGUUUUUUACUAUGGCGGCACACGGGUGGGUAUACCAGGUGCAGGUUUGGAACGCUGCUACCAUCGCAGCCCUGUCGCGUUACGAAGACUAUGUCUGGUCAGGGCAUGGUUUUUGGAGAUGGAAACCACUGGUGAGUCUUCGUUCGCGGCCGGAGGAAAAUGUCCACUCCGGUGGCUUUCUUUCUGGUUUUGGACCAUAUAUGUACCAUGGGUAUCAUCAUCGUUGCUUGGGGGUUGAUUACUUGGAUUUCUGGCGACAGGGACUUGGUUCGGUGUGCUUGCAUUCGGGUAUGGUUUUAUGUUUUUCUUUGAUGUUGCCGGAGAGGAUGAUCGGAAAACUCUCCGGGGUGGACUUGGUGGACCUUGAAUGGCUUGGGGUUUUUUCCAGCUACUGUUGAACCUCCUUCUUUAGUUUUAUGCCGGUGUCACCGGAGCUCUGCGUGGGUGGAGAGUGUGGAAGGAUGUAAGGUUUGGCUUUUAUCGUUUCCGGUUACUGUCAAUCGCCACUCUAAACCAUUUUCCGACGCUGUCGGGGGAUGCCGGGGCUCGACGGGGGUAGAAGGUGGUGGGUGGUUCGACGAUUGGCAUGUUUCUUUCCUCUCUGACUGUUUCUUUCCCCUCCUCUCCGACUGUCGGACUACCUGAGAGGCGCCGAAACUCAGGUGGGGUGGUUGGGUUAGGGGUGGGGGUCUGGUGGGUCAAGGGUGUUGGUCUGCAGCUCAGCUUGGCGGCGCCCCUCCGUAGCGAUGGCCGGGUCUGGACUGACCCGGAACUUCGCCAACCCUGGCCCUGCUGGAGGUUGUUGUGGACAUGGGAUGGAUUUGGGCCUGGGCUACUGCGGACAAUACUGGGCCUCCCCCAUUGGGUUACUGAUUUGGACACAGGAAUCUGCAGAUAAUGCUGGGCUUUGCUGUUUUGUUUGACUGCUGGGUGCUGCUGGUUUUGACGAGCCUUCGGGUUCUUAGACUGGAUCUUCAUGGGCCGAUUUCUUUUUUUUUUUUGGUUUUGUGACUUCUGUGACAUUGCUGGAGUGCUGGGCAGUUACUGGCCCGCUGGAGCAAAGCUAAAUUGGAGGAUGGGGCUUCAUUGCUUCGGAUUCCAUGGGUUUUGAGGACGGAGGGCAGCUUUUCAUUGAUGUUUUUGAUACGAGUCGGGGCCUGUCCCGUGCCGUUUUGGACUGAAAAAAAUUCUCUCUCCCGCCUACCUCCCGCAAGGGGGUGGACGGGUUUGAAUGGUAGAUACUAUUUUAGUUAGAUUAGCUAGCUAGAUAGUUUUGAUACAUUGUUUAUGUUAUUUUUAGGUGUCUAAUAAAAUUACCUUUCAUCCAAAAAAAUGGGUAGUGAUGCGAACAACCAAUUAUUUCCUCUGGCCUUUGCAGUUGUUGAAUCUGAGAAUGGGGAGAGUUGGCCAUGGGUUAUGGCAUGCAUUAGGGAGUUUGUGACUGAUAGGGAGUUUGUGUGUCAUUUCUGAUCGACAUGCAGUUAUAGUCAAGACAAUGAAUGAGGUGGGCAAUACUUGGGAGGAGCCUUAUGCACACCAUUGGCUAUGUAUCCGUCAUCUUGCAUCAAAUGUGCACACUCAUUUCAAAGACACUCACCUAAAAAAUCUGUUUGUAUGGAUCACAAGGCAACAUCAAAAAAAGAAGUUUGACGGUGGGUUCAAGAAGAUAGGGGAAAUGCAGGUGGCAACAUGACAAUUUCUAGGGAACAUUCCCUUAGAAAUAUGGUCAUUACACCACGAUGGCGGUUACAAAUACGGUACCAUCACUUUUAAUAUGGCUGAGGUUUCAACAACGUGAUGAAGAAUGCCAGAUAUUUGCCCAUUACCGCUUUGGUCCAAGUUUCCUUUUACCGCGUUAAUGUUUAUCUUGUUAAUAUGCAUGAAAGCAGUAAAUUAAAAGAAGAGUGACAGAUGGCCA